This is a messenger RNA of Gordionus sp. m RMFG-2023, 2568 nucleotides long. RefSeq names its product general transcription and DNA repair factor IIH helicase subunit XPB-like. The transcript has 16 exons. Gene Ontology annotation, biological process: transcription initiation at RNA polymerase II promoter; nucleotide-excision repair. Gene Ontology annotation, cellular component: transcription factor TFIIH holo complex; transcription preinitiation complex; nucleotide-excision repair factor 3 complex. Gene Ontology annotation, molecular function: hydrolase activity; ATP binding; DNA binding. The coding region runs from base 60 to 2429 and encodes 789 amino acids. Lineage: Eukaryota; Metazoa; Nematomorpha; Gordioida; Chordodea; Parachordodidae. The record is from RefSeq and is a predicted model, not a curated record.
UUUGCAGGCACUUGUGAUGAAAUUUGCGUGCAAUUUCUAGCGUGGUAAUAAAUGAAUGAAUGAAUUUGAUGGGAAAGAAAAAAAAUAAACAUAAUAAGGAAGCAAACUAUGAUGAGUCUUCUAGGGAUAUAGAAGGGGAAGAUGAAUCCGCUAUCAUCAAUAAUGACACUAAUGAGGGAUCCAAUACCACUACAUCAACCAUACAUGAUUACAGCAAGACCAUGACAUUGAGACCCGAUUACUCUUCUCGGCCACUCUGGGUUACCCCUAGUGGGAGAAUAUUUUUGGAAGCAUUUUCACCUGCUUAUGCCACUGCACUAGAUUUCCUCAUUGCCAUAUCUGAGCCAGUUUCCAGAACAGCUCUAAUCCAUGAGUAUAGGUUAACACCUUAUUCUUUAUAUGCUGCCGUAUCUGUUGGAGUCACAUGCCAAAGGGUCCUUGCCUAUUUAGAUAGGUUAAACAAGGCCACUAAAUUAGACGAUGGCUUGGUUAAAUUUAUUGAAGCUUGUACCAGCAGUUAUGGCAAAAUCAAGCUUGUGUUGAAACGGAAUAGAUAUUUUAUAGAGAGUCAAUAUGCUGAAGUAAUUCAAAAAUUAUUAAAAGACGAAAUUAUAAAAGAAUGCUGGAGAAGAGGAGAACAGGACAAUGAAUUUUCUAAAGAUGUCAAUCAAAAACAAUCUUCUCAACCCUACAAAAAUAUUGGUGAUGUAACGAAAAACGAUAAACUGGCCGAAAAUCACACCGAAAUACCGGAAGAUAUCCUGUCAUAUUACAAAAUGCUCGAGGAAGAUGAAGAGGAAGGCAAUGAAAGGGGGUUGGACGGUUCGGACAAUAUAUCCUUUGAAAUUAAACAAGAGAAAAUCGAGAUUUUACAAAAAAGGUGUAUUGAACUUGAAUUGCCUCUCCUUUCUGAAUACGAUUUUAGAUCCUCCACUUCAAACACCACGAAUAUACCCCCAUUUCGUUUGAGACCCACUGCAUGUCUCAGACCUUACCAAGAAAAGUGCUUGAAGAAAAUUUUCGGGGGAGGUGCCGGCAAAGGGAGAGCCAGAUCAGGAGUGGUAGUUCUUCCCUGCGGUGCCGGAAAAACACUGGUGGGCGUUGCAGCUAUAUGUACCGUGGCCAAACCUGCUCUCGUUUUAUGCACGUCGGGUGUGAGUGUGGAACAAUGGAGAGCACAGGCCAAACUUUGGAGUACUAUAGAAGACGCCCAAAUAUACCGGUUCACAUCUGACACUAAAAUGUCUCAAUCCCUCCUAGCCACCAGUAUAUCUAAGUGCUCCAUAUGUAUCACCACGUAUAGUAUGAUAGCUCACACAAACAAAAGGUCUUGGGAAGCCGAAAGAGUCAUGGAACAGUUAACAUUGAGGGAUUGGGGUAUCAUGGUUUUAGAUGAGGUGCACACGAUUCCUGCCAAGAUGUUUCGGCGUGUGCUCACUAUAGUCAGAUCUCAUUGCAAAUUGGGUCUCACGGCCACGCUCGUCAGGGAAGAUGAUAAGAUAAGGGAUUUAAAUUUCCUCAUAGGUCCUAAACUAUACGAAGCUAAUUGGCUUGAACUUCAAAACAAUGGUUACAUAGCGCGUGUCCAAUGCGCCGAAGUGUGGUGCUCUAUGAACAAGGCUUUUUUCGCUGAGUACUUAUCCAUGUCCAGCAUAAAAAAACUCCUAUUAUGUGUAAUGAACCCGGAGAAAUUUCGGGCUUGCCAAUUUCUCAUCAAUUUUCACGAGGCCCGUAAAGAUAAAGUUAUCGUUUUCUCCGACAACGUUAUGGCUCUGAAACACUACGCCCUUACUUUGGGUAAACCGUACAUAUAUGGCCCUACGAGUCAGCAAGAGAGAAUACACAUCCUGCAAAAUUUCAUGCACAACCCUAAGAUCAAUUGCAUAUUCGUUUCCAAAGUGGCGGAUAAUUCUUUCGAUUUGCCAGAAGCGAACGUUUUAAUACAAAUUUCUUCUCAUGGAGGUUCUAGGAGACAAGAGGCCCAAAGGCUCGGUAGAAUUUUGAGAGCUAAAAAAGGUACAACAAAUACAGAGGAAUUCAAUUCUUUUUUUUAUAGCCUAAUUUCCCAAGACACCUUGGAAAUGCAUUACGCCAUCAAGAGGCAAAGAUUUCUCAUCAAUCAAGGCUAUUCUUACAAGGUUGUUACUCACCUUAAUGGGAUAGAAAAGGCUGAUCUAUUUUACUCUACUCAGCAAGAACAAAAUCAGUUAUUGCAAAAAGUUUUAACCGCAACUGAUGAAGAUCUCGUGGAAGAAAAUACGAAUGAUCCGGAUGAUAUCAAUGCUGAUACAAAGGCUACUUGGAGAACCGGAAAAAUAAGUUCGUUAUCGGGUGCCGAUGAAAAUGUUUAUAAGGAAUAUUCCACAAAAAUGAAUCGCAACAACAAAGACAAACACAUACACCCUUUAUUCAAAAAAUUCCGCAAAUGAGAUUCUAUAUAGAUGAAUUUGUAUACAAAUUAACUCAAACAAUCUAUAAAUUUCAAUUUAAAGAAUCCUUCUACAUAAUAUUAUUAUUUUAUAAAGAUUUUUAUUUAUUUUUUACAAGUGUCUGUAAAUAUUUUAUAAU